AUGCGCGCCGGACUCCUUCCUUCGUUGACAGCGCUGGGUGCCGUCGCCAAUGCUUUGCCAGCUACCGACUGCGCCAACAACGCCAACACCGCCGCCAACGGCGAUGUCAUCAUCGACUCUUUCCAGCUCUACCCUGAGAGUGCCGAUUUCAACAAGGCCAAUGGCAAGACCUACAUGAGCGUACUGUAUAACGCCUCUGUUGCCGUUUACAACGCAGACCAGAACCGCAUCGAAGACAUCAUCACCUUUGAUCGCACAUUGCAGCCCGAGUUCCACGCAAGCGGCGUCGAGGUUGACCCCAAGCAGAAUCAGUUGUCAGUUGCCAUCAACGCUGGCAUCGCCUUUGAUACCCAGGGCGAGAAUGUUACCGGCGACAACUUCCUCUACAAGGUCGCCCUGAGCGGCAAGCCAGAGACACUGUGGAAAAUCAACCUCAACGAUGUGACAAAGGGAGCCUACUCGGGUUGCCAGGAUAUGGCGCACGACAACUGCGGCAACACCUUUGUUGUCUGCACGUAUCCCGGUGCCAUCGUCAAGGUCAACUCCAACGGCCAAGAGGCCAAACUCUGGUACCAGAGCAACUACACCAGGCCUGGUGAGAAGCCCAUCAAGGCCGGUCUCACCGGCAUUGUGGCCAGCGGCGACCUCUUCAUCGUCAAUGACGCGCAGGCCAACAAGCUGGUCAGCUUCAAAAAGCGCGAUGGUGAGGGAAAGCGCGUCGAGAUUCCCGUCAGCGGCUUGACCGGAGAGACCGGUGACGACGGCGUCUACCUGCCCGAGAAGUAUGGCGGCAAGGUUCUCCUGACUCAGCUCAGCGGCAAGGGAACCAAUGUGUUUGUGUCCAAGGACGGUUGGAAGUCGGCCGAGUUUGUCAAGCUCAUCCCCAGCAAGUACAUCAGCAAGCAGGGCUUUGCCGUGGCCACUGUCCAGAUCAAGGAGAGGAUCUACGGCGUCAUUGAGUACUUUAUGGAUGCCGCCAACAAGGUUCCAGGCACCGUCGCUGGCAACCGAACCCAGUUUGAGCUCGAGGACCUCACCACUCAAAUUGACGAGUUGGUCAAGGGCAAGAUUUAA
Messenger RNA from Metarhizium acridum CQMa 102, 1074 nucleotides. RefSeq lists its product as uncharacterized. The record is from RefSeq and is a predicted model, not a curated record. NCBI's taxonomy places the organism in Eukaryota, Fungi, Ascomycota, Sordariomycetes, Hypocreales, Clavicipitaceae.